Microbotryum saponariae is the source of this 1347-nucleotide messenger RNA. The record is from the annotation of a GenBank genome assembly. NCBI's taxonomy places the organism in Eukaryota, Fungi, Basidiomycota, Microbotryomycetes, Microbotryales, Microbotryaceae.
AUGCUUCAUAACACGAAAUACAUCGACGAUUUACGCAGCGUCGAGAAGCAAUUCCUCAAGGCCCUGCAGACAGGGGAGAAUGCAGCGGCGACACUCACCGAAGCACAGCGCGUGCUCGAUAAUCUGUGCCGGGUCGACCUAUCUACUGCUCUGUCACAGGGCCACUCCCGGGAAGCAAUCAAGAUUCUGAAGGGGAUACGAGCAGUUUCUUCCGGUCUUGAUCGGUUCGCCUCGUCGUCGAAUCAGCUUAUCAACGAUAGCCGGGAGCAAUUAAAGCAAUCCCUGUCAGCGGAUUGCGGCUCAUUAUUCGCCUCCCGUUCAGAGGCACCGGCGUCUGUCGUGAGGGAACAGCAAACCCGUAUUUCAGCUGCAGAUGAUGAGCUCAUCCAGCCUUAUCGUGCCUGGUUUCUCGACAACUUCGCAUGGCCCUACCCCGAAUCCUCCGAACGACUACGCCUCCUCGCCCAAGUCCCUUCGCACGGCCGCGCUCAACUGUCCAACUGGUUCGUCAACUCGCGCCGUCGAUCUGGGUGGUCUCGUCUCGCCAAGAAGUACACCGAUGGCGAUCGGGAUGCAUUCGCAGCAUUCCUGCGCAAGAUCGACGGUGGCAUCGCAACCGAGGAGGAGGCCGAGGACGUCGAAAAGUGCAAGGCCCACUUCAUGGACAAGGGGAACAUGCUCGUGCGGGAUGGGAUCGAAGAGGUCCUGACGGCCGCGUCCAAGGGGGUAUUGACCGAUGGGUGUGUGCCACCACCGAAAAUGGCUCGUAGUCGGAUCUUUCCCAUCAAGAUCGAGGAUCCGGGAAAUCCAGUUUUGUCCAAGAAGCGUGGCCGGAUCGGAGAUAUCGAAGAUCCGCCGUCCAGCCCAUGCUCGAAGCGGUCGACCUCGAGUCCAUGGACCGAUUCCUCCGGCCUGCUUUCCAACGACACGGCAGAGACUACGGCAGACUCCACUUCUGACGUUGCCACGCCUCGACGCAAGAGUGCACGAGUGCCACGAUCGCCCGCCGCCAAAUCGCUUCGAUCCAGCACAGAGCCCGCGCCUUCUACGCCGGCCCAUCGAGCUCCUUUUAUCCCCAGUCGCCUACCGCAUACGCCUCACCUUCGAAGCUUCUCCUCACCGCUCUCAAGCCCUACGGCCGGUCGUUCUACAAGGUCAGGGCUCACCUACCGCGCCGUUUCGUCCUCCUUCACCAUUGAACAACCGAACCUCGCUGGCGAGCUCGCGCUACCCCCACCCCCCUUCCAAAUCACAUCUAACGAGCACUUUGUGACGCUGGCGGCGACCGAAACUUGGAGCAACCUGGACCCAUGGCUCAACUUUGAGGUGGAUUUGAAUGCAAUCUGA